Messenger RNA from Melampsora larici-populina 98AG31, 2352 nucleotides. RefSeq lists its product as uncharacterized. Gene Ontology annotation, molecular function: transmembrane transporter activity. Gene Ontology annotation, biological process: transmembrane transport. NCBI's taxonomy places the organism in Eukaryota, Fungi, Basidiomycota, Pucciniomycetes, Pucciniales, Melampsoraceae. Gene Ontology annotation, cellular component: membrane. The coding region runs from base 133 to 2124 and encodes 663 amino acids. The record is from RefSeq and is a predicted model, not a curated record. The transcript has 4 exons.
AACGCUUUCAGUCAAAAUUGAAUCUCUUGACCAGAUAUCUCACAAGUGGUCCUUACUUGACUUUGAACUUCAUCCCUGACUUGCUAUCAUCACUCUUGUUGACCGUUAGAUUUCUCCUUGUCCCCUCUCUCAAUGUCUCGACUUUCAUCAUCAUCAUCAACAUCAUCAUCAGGACUAUCACCACAUUCCUCACCUCAUAAACCUCACCAUGAAUCGACUCCCUUACUAUCACAAAGCAACCAUCCUAGCACAAUCUCCAAUACAAUCAAUCGUAUCAAACAACGUGAACCUCAUGCCUUUUGGCUAGUACCGAUUCUCUUACUUAUGGCCAUCUCACUCGGAAUGAAUACCGGUCCAAAGUUAGAGAUACAUACUCAACUUAUCUGUCGAUCAAUUUCGAUGAACAAACCAAACCACCUAGAAUUCGAAACUGAAAUUAAUUCAUCUGGAGCUUUCUUAACGAAUGCUCAUUCUGAUUGGGUAAAGAAAUGUAGAAAAGAUCCAUUGGUUAGUUCUAAAGUUAGUUUACUUUCGAGUACGAUUUCAUUGGUGAUGGGAUCACUUUCGGUUCUUACGACGGCUUUUUGGUGUUCGAUCUCUGAAAGGAUUGGUAGAAGAUUAAUUUUAAGUUUAGGAUUUUUUGGAUUUAUUUUAAAUGAUGCAAGUUUUUUAUUGAUCAUUAGUUUAAUGAGAUCUAAGAUUUUAAAAGAUUAUAAAUUAUUGAUUAUUCCUUCAAUCUUAGAAGGUCUCUUUGGAGGACCUGCAACGAUUCAAGCAAUCUUUAAUUCAUAUAUUUCGGAUUGUUUUUUACAAGAUCCUAGUUUAAAUUCUGAUUCGAAAACCAUUACUUUUUCUUUGUUUCUUGGUUUAAUGAUGGCUGGAAUGGCUAUUGGACCUACGAUUUCUUCAAAGAUUGUAGAUUUAAAAGAUGAUAUCUUAUUACCAUUUUAUAUUAUUUUAAUUCUUUUGAUCUUUGUUUUUGGAUUUAGUCUUUAUGUAAUACCUGAAAGUCUUUCUAAACUUAAACAAAUCGAAUUUAAAAAUCAACAUCAACUUGUUCUUAAUCAAUUAGAAAUCUCUUACAAUCAAUCAAUCAAUCAAAACAAUCUACAUCCAAAAAUUCAUUUUUAUCAUACUAGAUUAUCUUUUUAUCAAUUUAGAAAAUUAUAUCUUAAUUUUUUAAAACCUUUAUUAGUUUUAUGGCCUACUAAAUCGAUUGAUCAAAACGGUCAAAAUCCAAUUAGAGAUUGGAAACUAACUUUGAUUGGCAUGGCUUAUGCUUUAUAUGGUUCAGGUGCUGGAGCUUAUGGAAUUAAAUUACAAUACGCUAUUUUCAGAUUCCAAUGGGGUCCUAUCCAAACAGGUUAUUUCCUUACCACUUUAGGAAUUUGUCGUGUGAUGGCUUUAUUGGUUAUUAUACCUAUGGUGAUCCGAUUAUGGAAAAAAUCAACAACAGUCGUCAAUCUUGAAUCACCUUCAUCUAGACCAAUUGUAAUAAAUCCUUCGAAUAAGAAAUAUUCAUUAUUGUCUUCUAGUUCUAGAUUAGGUCAAAGUCAACUUCAACCUGAACCCAUCACGAUUUCGAUUCCUAAACUUAAUCCAUUACCUAACCAUCGUAAAACAUUAAAUGAUGCAAAAUUUGAUUUAAAGUUUGCAAGAUAUUCGAUCAUAUGGGAUGGAUUAUCAAUUAUCAUUUUGAUAAUCUCACCCUCAAUCUCAUGGUUCAUCAUUGGAUCUGGUAUGCAAUCCUUAUCAGGUUCAACAAGUUCUGCUCUUCAAGCUUUAGCACUGAACAGUGUAACUCAUGAAAAGAUUGGAAAAGUGAUUGCUUCAUUUUCCAUACUUCAAGUACUUAUGUCUCAAGUCUUAGGUCCGUUUUUGUUUGGUGGAGUGUUUUCUGGAACAGUAGGUAGAUUCUCAGAAAGCUUUUUAGUAGUUGAUCUUCUUUUGAUGGUAAUUGUUUUAGUUGUACUUUCAAUGCUCAGAUUAAGUUCUCAUCAUCAUCCAUCAAUUUCAAAUCAUCCAGACCUUUCUUCUUCGAUUUCUUCUGCUUCUUCUUCAUCUGAUGAUGAUGAUGAUGAUGAUGAAACUGAUGAAGUGAUUGUACAACCUUGUAACAUUUAAACCUUUGAUCUGCUUUCUUCAUGAAUUUCUUCUUUUGAAUUCUAAAGUGUAUGUCUCAUUAGUCUUUUUAUCAUCAAGCAUUUCCAUAUCUUUCUUAAUUAGUUUUAAUUUGUUUUUUUUCUUCAUCAGAUCUUCUUCUUCUUUACUCUCUUUAUCUUACAAUUUUGAUCUGUUGAGCUAGUAUGAUUCUUUGUCUCUCUUUUGCUUGCAAUAGAUUAUUAUUUAAUU